Brassica rapa (field mustard) is the source of this 1994-nucleotide messenger RNA. RefSeq names its product protein GRAVITROPIC IN THE LIGHT 1. The record is from RefSeq and is a predicted model, not a curated record. Lineage: Eukaryota; Viridiplantae; Streptophyta; Magnoliopsida; Brassicales; Brassicaceae. Gene Ontology annotation, biological process: negative gravitropism; response to red or far red light.
ACUAUACAAAAGAUGUCGAAACAUUAUUUAUUAAUAUCAUUUAAUAAAAACGUUUGAUAGAUACUUGUCACAUCAAAAUCCUUUUUCUCUUCUCAUUGGCCUGUUUCCCAAAAAAUUUCAGCUGAAUUCUCUAUUUAUUUGCCAAACUUUGAACCUCAGUUUCACAUCUCUUCAUCUUCUUCUUCUUCUUCCUAUAUUGGAGAGGAAAAAUGUUGCCAGGCAUACUGUUAUGCUCACUUAAUCCCAGGAAUCACAGCAAGAAGAAGAAGAGUGAAAGAGAGAGCUUAGAUACUGAUCCCAAGGACAUUGACUACUGGUACUCUGUUCAGUUCAACCGAGAUCCUCCCAGAUUCGCUCUUCGAUCGGAGAACAACAACAAUCACCGUUCUCGCAUUGGUGAAUUCUGCAAGACGAAGAAGCGAGGAGAAAUGGCGAACAAGGUCUCAAACUUCUCGGAUCUGAUUCAGCGAGUGACUGCUUCGUGUUUGCUCCAUCCACUCUCCGCCGGCCGGCAAGAUCUCGCCGCGAACCGCCGGGGAGAGUACGAUUCCGAAGAAGGAGAGAUUCGGUACGAAGACGCCUCGGAGAACGAGAACGGCGAGGAAGACGAGACGGUUAGGGGUAAGAGCAAGAGCGGAGGGAGCGUUGUGAGCGUGGAGGCGGUUCAGGAGAUGGAGGUGGUGAUGGAGGAAGUGUUCACUGCGGCUGCAGCUCUGAAGAGAGCUUACGUGGCGCUUCAGGACGCUCACUCUCCUUGGGAUCCGGAGAAGAUGCACGACGCUGACGUGGCGAUGGUUGCUGAGCUGAGGAGGAUCGGGACUCUUAGAGAGAGAUUCAGGAGGAUGAAGGGCGGUGGCCGGAGGAGGAACGACGGAGGCAGAGGAAUGCUGAGAGAGGCGGUGGCGCCGUACGAAGCCGUCGUGAAGGAGCUGAAGAAAGAAGCCAAGGCGAAAGACGCUGAGAUUGAGAAUCUCAAGGAGAAAGUCAAAGCAAUGGUCAACGGUAACGGUAACGGAGGCAAGAAACACCGUUUGCUUUCGAGCCGGAAAGUUAACUGCACCACGCAAGUCGCUGUAUCUCCCGUGCCGGAGCUUUUCGAGAUGACGAUGAGUCAGGUGAAAGAAGCGUCGAAGUCCUUCACAGGGAUUCUACUGUCUCUGAUGCGAGCUGCGCGUUGGGACAUUGCAGCUGCUGUUCGGUCUAUUGAAGCUGCUUCGGCUGCAUCAGACGGUGGCAUGUCUACUACAGCUUCUGCGUUAGCUUCCUCUGUCCCCAACGGGCACGCGAAGUUCGCUCUUGAGUCUUACAUCUGUAGAAAAAUCUUCCAAGGGUUUGAUCACGAGACGUUUUACAUGGACGGAAGCUUGUCAUCUCUUAUCAACCCUGAUCAGUACCGUCGUGACUGCUUUGCUCAGUUCAAAGACAUGAAGGCAAUGGACCCCAUGGAGCUGCUAGGGAUCUUACCGACUUGCCAUUUUGGUAAGUUCUGCUCGAAGAAGUACCUUUCGAUCAUUCACAACAAGAUGGAGGAGUCCUUGUUCGGGGACUCGGAGCAAAGGGAGGUGGUUCUUGCUGGUAACCAUCCAAGAAGUCAGUUCUAUGGAGAGUUUUUGGGGUUAGCCAAAGCGGUGUGGCUGCUUCAUCUCUUGGCGUUUUCGCUGGAUCCAUCCCCGAGUCACUUUGAAGCAAACAGAGGAGCAGAGUAUCACUCUCAGUACAUGGAGAGUGUGGUGAGGUUUCCCGAUGGCCGUGUUCCUGCGGGUCAGGUGGUGGGGUUUCCUGUGUGCCCAGGAUUCAAGCUUAGCCAUCAAGGGAAAGGAUCGAUCAUCAAAUCCAGAGUUUACUUGGUUCCAAGGGCGUAAAACGGUUUUAUUGAGUUCACUCUUUGUAGUAACGUCAUGUUGUUGUGUUGUUAUGAUAAAUCUAGCUUUUGUAAGAAAUAAAGAGACGGUUCUAAUAAGUGUUUUAAAAUUAGAUAAGAAUGUUUCAUUAUU